Molecule: messenger RNA, 1376 nt
Organism: Fomitopsis serialis
Lineage: Eukaryota; Fungi; Basidiomycota; Agaricomycetes; Polyporales; Fomitopsidaceae
Exons: 7
Coding region: 216-1148 (310 amino acids)
Source: RefSeq, a predicted model, not a curated record
UGAAAGAGAGCCAGUCAUCCAGUGGUGUAGUCCAGGCUAGCCAUCAUGAGAAGAGGACAUUGGUGCGCCAGAUAGGCCUACUAGGCCACAGCAGUUAUGGUCUAGCAGAUCUGCUCAGGGCCAGCCCUCAUGCCUAUAUCAUUGCUGGUGGCAUCAAGCUUAGAUUGGUCAUUCGCUCCCGCGACCAGGUCCCCCAUCUUCCUCUGCACACCCACAUGUCAGAAUUCACCAAUCCAAGACAACCCCAUGCUGCCCUGGUUGGGCUGGCUAGUCCCCAUGAUUACCUUGAAAUAGGGACUGAGGAAUCAGUGAUUAUUUUAUCUGGCAGUUCUCAAGGAUAUGAGCUUGAGCUAAUGUGCAUCAGAGGUGUAGCACAACAAGCAGCACUCUCCACCCCUUUGUAUGCAUGGCUGCAUCAAGUGGUUGAGAGUGCAUGUAAUGAACGCCGGAAUCCCAGUCAUGGUGGACAUAUGGCCCAAGUUGGACUGAACCGUGGUCCCUGGCAUGCCCGUGUGGUAGGCUGGGCCAAAAGCUAUACCAGGAACCUGGAUCCUUCCAUACAGCAAUGUCAUGAUGAAGAUGUGAUUGGGGCUGUUAGUCUGGUUUGGGCUAUGAUCAAGGCUGUGGUACCCUCAGAAGCCAUCCAAGAAGUUGAGGCAUCCCUGGAACAGGCUGAAAUGCCCAGGAUUGCCACAAGGAAUGUGGCUGAAGGCAGUGGCUAUAAAAUCACAGUUGGACAGCAAAUAUACUCCUUCCCUGCAGCUGAGCGUGGUCCACCAGAAGCAUACAUGAGUCGUGGAUAUAUUGCGUGGUCACACAUUGAUAAAGCCUACUGCAAAUUUGCAUUCUCCCUCUGUGUGGCUAGGGAGCUUGUAACUACUAGGUACAAUGCCCUCCCUAGUGGUGGUGCCAAUUUUGUGGAUGUUGGCCUGCGGGUUGUCAUCAAACAGGCUGCAGGUACACUGAUUGGCUUUAAGGCAGACUAUAGUCAUGGCACAACAUUGGCAUAUGGUGCUGUCAAUCACUCUAUUUCUAUUGCCUUUUCAAGACCACUGGCACAGGCAUGGAAGGAUUCACUGUUGAAUAAGGGGGUCACAUCAGCACCUGGGGCAGGGGAGGGAAAUCCUGAUGUAGAAUUGCCUCAAUGAACUAUUGUACAGUGUGUAUAUGCAGUACUUAGUCCAUUGAAUAUCACCGCACAGGAUGCAUGUAGCCUGACAUGGACGGCACGCUGCUACAGGCAGUACCCAGUGGUACUCACUUAUCCAUGUCGGUGCACAUUGCACUUCAUCCCAUUAGCCCUUUGUGCCACCCUUUUACAUGCUGCACGUUAGACCGAGCACAUAGCGCAGCGCAACUAACUCGCCCUCGACGAC